This is a messenger RNA of Asparagus officinalis (garden asparagus), 1635 nucleotides long. RefSeq names its product aspartate carbamoyltransferase, chloroplastic-like. The record is from RefSeq and is a predicted model, not a curated record. NCBI's taxonomy places the organism in Eukaryota, Viridiplantae, Streptophyta, Magnoliopsida, Asparagales, Asparagaceae. Gene Ontology annotation, molecular function: amino acid binding; aspartate carbamoyltransferase activity. The transcript is spliced from 7 exons. The coding region runs from base 220 to 1398 and encodes 392 amino acids. Gene Ontology annotation, biological process: 'de novo' pyrimidine nucleobase biosynthetic process; amino acid metabolic process.
UGGAGACGACGAGAGUCAAUGGGGGCAAAGAGGAAUAGAGGUACUCCUAAAAGAACUUGGCUGAAGCUAUUAAGAAGAAUAUGAUGACUGUUAACUCAACAGAGGAGAUGACCCAUAAUACAACUGAAUCGAGGAUGCUCUAAUAUUCUUACCUUCUCGAAAGUUUAGAGGUCAUCGGAAGACAAGAUCUUAACUUCUCGCGGAGUUUCUUAUAUUGCAAUGGCUUUAUCCGCUUUAUCAGCUUGUAUUAUGGAUGAUAAUCUGUCUGGGCUGAGAUCAUCGGGAAGUUCCUUUUCCAAAUAUUACGGGGGACACUACGAAACAUGCUCUCCUUCAAGUAUUAAAUGUAAACACUUGUCUUCUGUCGGUCCCUUACGAACGUUUCAUUCAACGAAUUCUAUAUACAGAAGUGGAAUUAAAUGCCAUUCUGUCACUGAAAAAAGAUUUCCCUACUCGGCGGGCAAAAAAUUUGGACUUGACAAUGUUAUUGAAGCUCAACAAUUUGAUAGGGACAUUUUAAAUGAAAUAUUCAAAGUCGCUUGUGAAAUGGAAUCGAUUGAAAAGAAUUCAUCUGGGAGCAAAAUGUUAAGGGGUUUUCUUAUGGCCACUUUAUUUUAUGAGCCCUCAACUCGUACUAGACUAUCCUUUGAGUCGGCCAUGAAAAGAUUGGGUGGAGAAGUGUUGACAACCGAGAAUGCAAGAGAGUUUUCUUCAGCAGCUAAAGGAGAAACUCUUGAAGAUACUAUAAGGACUGUCGAAGGGUACUCAGAUAUAAUUGUUAUGAGGCACUUUGAAAGUGGAGCUGCAAGAAGAGCAGCUUCUACUGCUACUAUUCCUGUUAUUAAUGCUGGAGAUGGUCCAGGACAGCAUCCAACACAGGCCCUUUUGGAUGUCUACACCAUUGAAAGAGAAAUUGGCAGGUUGGACGGAAUUAGACUGGGCUUGGUUGGAGAUCUUGCUAAUGGCCGCACGGUUAGAUCGUUGGCUUAUCUAAUUGCCAAGUACCAAGACAUCAAGAUUUACUUUGUUUCUCCAGAUGUUGUAAAGAUGAAGGACGACAUUAAAGUUUACUUGACAUCACAAGGUGUGGAAUGGGAAGAAAGCACAGAUUUACUCCAAGUUGCUUCCAAGUGUGAUGUUAUAUACCAGACUAGAAUUCAGCGAGAAAGGUUUGGAGAGAGGAUAGAUCUUUAUGAAGCAGCUCGUGGCAAGUAUAUAGUCGACCAGAGAGUGCUCAGUGUGAUGCCAAAGCAUGCAGUUGUCAUGCAUCCUCUCCCAAGGCUUGAUGAAAUCACAGUGGAGGUAGACGCUGACCCUAGGGCUGCAUAUUUUCGUCAGGUCAAAAACGGGCUAUAUAUUAGGAUGGCUAUUUUGAAGCUCUUACUUUUAGGAUGGUAACAGUUUUUCUCCGACAUCCUUGAAUUCGAGGUGUAAUAAUGUUAUUAUACCUGCGUUUAUGAAAUUUGAUGGUACCAUGUAUUUGUAUUCUUCUUUUUUGAGGUUAGGCUAUCUACGAUCCUUCGGUAACUUACUUACAAGAUGAGAAACUCUUUAUGUAACAAACACAUGGUGAAUGCUCUGCAUCUUCACCCUGUAAUCUUCAAAAUAAUUAAGUAGUUUGAAAUGUUUUCUAAA